AUGUGGAGAUUCUCAAUGGUAAAAUCUCGCCGAACAGAAAUCACAAAUGAAAUUCCAACAUACCGAGAUCCUUUUGCGUAUAAUAUUUGGGAACCACACGCUAGGUCAAAGCAUUUACAAAAUAGUCCUUUGGAGGGAAUAGGUUUUCGACGUUCUCAGAACCAUGUUUAUGGUAAAAUUGUUCAUACUGUGCCUACUGAUAAGUAUACUGAGAAACUUAAAGUAAAUGGAAGGAGUUUUGAUGAUAUGGCAAAAUUUCUUACAUCAGAAAGACCAAUAACUCCAAGACGAAAAAAUGCUGAAGCAUUUCGAUUACCCAAUGGCGCAGUAUCUUUUCGUAUGAUACCUGCAUUGACCGACAGCUUCAGAAAACUGAAAGCUGUUGUGAGGGCACAGAGAGCUAAAGAACUGCAGGAUCAGCAUCUAGCAGAUUCUCAUGGAAUUAUGAAGGAUGUUAGCAAAGGAAAUCUUCAUAACAGUCCUUCCUUUGACUACCUUUAUAAUGCAAAUACUUCGCUAACUGGGAAAAGAAAUUUAGCAUCUAAAACUCUUCAUUUUAUUGCUAAUCCAUCCGCAUUUAUAUAUGGAUCCCCCAAGUAUUACGAUCAGUUCCUAGCUGAUCAUUACAUUUCAGAUUAUGGAUACUAUUACAGGCCACAUGUUGCUCCUAUGAACAUGAGAUAUAGUAUGAUGCCUAUCAAUACACCAUUCCAUUAUUAA
This is a messenger RNA of Gryllus bimaculatus (two-spotted cricket), 720 nucleotides long. NCBI's taxonomy places the organism in Eukaryota, Metazoa, Arthropoda, Insecta, Orthoptera, Gryllidae. The record is from the annotation of a GenBank genome assembly.